Molecule: messenger RNA, 828 nt
Organism: Postia placenta MAD-698-R-SB12
Lineage: Eukaryota; Fungi; Basidiomycota; Agaricomycetes; Polyporales; Adustoporiaceae
Exons: 2
Coding region: 1-828 (275 amino acids)
Source: RefSeq, a predicted model, not a curated record
AUGGUCAUCCUCGACGAGAAGAGCAUACUCUCGCCCCCUCCGCCGUACGCGGCAUCAGAGCAGCUCGAUCCCCCUCCGUUCCCCCACCACGGAACCCGCGCUACUCUAGUGACACUACCGCCUUACCCGCUACUACGCAUAGUAUACGAGCUCUUUCCGCAAGGGCAGCCAGAGGGACAACGGAAAAUCCUAUAUUGGCUCAACAUGAGCCUCCGGAGAGUGAACCGGGCGUUGUACAUCGCCUGCAUGCACGUCCUGCGGUCAACGUAUCUACCCGCCUACAACACGCUCAUCCGCGCCCCGUACACCUCCGACCCCUUCCCCGCCCCAGAUCCUGCGCAGGCGAGCCUGCCGUCGUCUCCGGUCCAGCCCCUGCAGCGCGAGACGCGCAUCCUGGAUCUCUUCAUCGCCCUGAAGGUCCGCGAGGACGUCUGGAUGGACGACAGCGAGCUGCAUCUCGAGCGCGAGGAGAGCUUCAAGGACCUCUUCGACCUCAUGCAGCCGCGCAGCCGGCUCGAGGACCUCGUGCGCAUCUACGGGAUCCGGGACGGCGUCGUGUACGUGCGGGGCUCGCAGCGAACACAAUCGGCCUCGUCGUCGCAAGGGAGACAGGGGGGCAUCCGGCCGCUCGCCUUCGACACGUUGUCGGUGUCGUUCUCCCCGAGGAGGGUCGGGCUCGUGGUGUCGACGAAGGAACGCAAGAAGACGGUGGUUGAGGUAGGCCGUGUCCGUGAGGAUCCACUGGAGACCACAGCGAAGCGGUUGGUCAGGGAAUUGCGCGCUUCGCUCGCUGCCAGUUCACGCAACCAUAUGAAUACAGCAUUCUAG